Messenger RNA from Lactuca virosa, 1356 nucleotides. Lineage: Eukaryota; Viridiplantae; Streptophyta; Magnoliopsida; Asterales; Asteraceae. The record is from the annotation of a GenBank genome assembly.
AUGGCGUCCUUCACACUUCGAAUCUUGCAAUUCUUGAUCUUCCCUGGUGCCAUCUUCUUCCAUUUCGAUUUAGUAAUGGCUCUUCAGCUCAAUCAAGUCUCUCGUUUUAGCCCUUUACAACCUCCAAUUACAUCGCCGGUUAAUUCUAUUUCUCCUGCUCCGCCACCACAAUCGACAGUGCCACCGUCAUCUCUAUCACCCUAUCUACCAUCGGAUUCACAGCCGGCAACUGCAUCACCUCCACACCCAUCGCCUUCACACCCACCACCUCCUUCUCCGUCGCCUCCAUACUCGCCACCUCCACCGCCUCCAUCUCCAUCACCACCGUCUACGCCGCCUGCUUCCCCAGUUAGGGCGCUAUUCGUUCUUGGUGACUCUUCUGUUGACUGUGGAACCAACAAUUUCUUGGGAACAUUUGCUCGUGCAGAUCGUCUUCCUUAUGGACGUGAUUUUGAUACACAUCAACCCACCGGACGAUUCUGCAACGGAAGAAUCCCUGUGGAUUUUCUUGCACUGCGUCUAGGGCUUCCUUUUGUUCCAAGCUAUCUAGGUCAAGCUGGAUCUAUUGAAGAUAUGAUCCAUGGUGUCAAUUAUGCCUCUGCUGGUGCUGGGAUCAUCUUCUCCAGCGGAUCAGAAUUGGGUCAACACGUAUCAUUCGGCCAACAAAUUCAACAGACUAUAGACACCUUUCAACUUUUCAUAACACAAAUGGGCGAACAAACAGCUGCUAAUUUCAUCUCAAACUCCAUAAUCUAUAUUUCAAUUGGAACUAAUGAUUACAUACAUUACUAUCUUCCUAACGUGUCCGAUGUACAAUCCAAGUAUGUAUCAUGGAAAUUUAACCAGUUUUUAGCCUACUCCAUGAAGGAGGAGAUAAAGAAUUUGUACAAUGCUAAUGUGAGAAGAGUGGUGGUGAUGGGAUUAGCGCCUAUUGGUUGUGCACCUUAUUAUUUGUGGCAAUAUGGGAGUGAAGAUGGAGAUUGUAUAAAGGUGAUAAACAACAUGAUAAUGGAAUUUAACUUUGUUAUGAGAUUUACAAUAUCAGAGCUUCGCAAAGAACUCACGGAUGCCAACAUUAUCUUUUGUGACGCAUAUCAAGGGUCCAUGGAUAUAAUAAAGAAUUUUGAUCAAUAUGGAUUUAGUGUGACAAAUGAAGCUUGUUGCGGCGUGGGGCCAUACAAUGGUUGGAUGAUGUGCAUGGGCCCUGAAAUGGCUUGCGAGAACGCUUCUAGUCAUCUUUGGUGGGACCAAUUUCAUCCAACGGCUGCGGUGAAUGAGAUUCUGGCGGAUAACGUGUGGUCUGGAUUGCACACACCCAUGUGCUAUCCGAUGAACAUGGAGGACAUGGUGAAAUAA